AUGGCCUGGCAGAGAUUCGUGGGUAGACGAGGCAACCCAUCAAAUGUGUUCUCCGACAACGGGUCCAAUUUCGUCGGUGCACAAAAGGAGUUGAGCGACUGGUUGAUGCGGUUAGGCAAAUUCGCCCUGCAAGACCGACUAUUGCCAUCUGGAACCCAAUGGCACUUCAACCCACCUNGUCAUGCCGGGGAAAAUCAUCUACUCAAUACGAUUCGCCGUCGGUUUUGGAUAGUGAAAGGGAGAGCUACGGUGAAGCGCAUCGUGGGCAAUUGUCUCUUUUGUCGUCGGCAGAAUGCCACAUUCAGCAAACAAUUGAUGGCCUCGUUACCAAGUUCCCGAGUACGACCAGGUUGGUGGCCCUUCGCCGAAACUGGGGUAGAUUACUUCGGACCACUCUGGGUGAAACGAAAGACGUCGUUGGAGAAACGGUACGGAUGCCUGAUGACCUGCCUGCAGUCACGAGCUUUGCAUAUAGAGACCGUGCACAGCAUGUCGACCGACUCCUUUCUUAUGGCCUGGCAGAGAUUCGUUGGUAGACGAGGUAAUCCAUCGAAUGUAUUCUCCGACAACGGGUCCAAUUUCGUCGGUGCACAAAAGGAGUUGAGCGACUGGUUGAUGCGGUUAGGCAAAUUCGCCCUGCAAGACCGACUAUUGCCAUCUGGAACCCAAUGGCACUUCAACCCACCUCACAGCAGUCACCGCAGAGGAGUUUGGGAACGGCUUAUACGGUCGGUGCGAAAAAUAUUGACGGCGUUAUGUGAACAACAGGCGCCGGAUGAUGAAACUUUGAGUACAUUUCUGGUAGAGGCCGAAAGGAUACUCAACAACCGACCACUUGUACCCGUCACCAGCGAUGACCUGCAAGGACUGGCGUUAACCUUCUUUUGCUGA
Molecule: messenger RNA, 891 nt
Organism: Echinostoma caproni
Lineage: Eukaryota; Metazoa; Platyhelminthes; Trematoda; Plagiorchiida; Echinostomatidae
Source: the annotation of a GenBank genome assembly